GAAGAACCAACAGAUCAGAGUGUAACUCAACACCGUCAGAGCCUCGGGAAAGACACGCUGGCAGCUACACAAGAAAGAUAUAUUCUGUUCAACCAGUGGAGUGAACCAUCAUCUGUGCCACAUCCAGUCAGAUCACAGGUUGCAUGCACAUACAUACAAAAAGUAGACUUUAAGUUUUUGACCUCAUGUCAGAGCUUCUUAAGUGCUGCAUCUGUCUGGAUAAGUUCACCAACCCCACUUCCCUCCCUUGUGGACACAGCUUCUGCCUUGCCUGUAUAGGAGAAUACUGGAGGAUCAAUGGGGCCUGCCAGUGCCCCCUCUGCAAGGCCUUCUUCCCCACCAGGCCACAACUCAAAACAAACCAACACACUGAUGCCCCAACUGAGGCAGAAACUGUGGCUUUAAGAGCCAGAGAGGUUCCCUGUGAUAUCUGCCCACAAAAGCAUCGAGCAGUCAAGUCCUGCCUGGUGUGCCUGGCCUCGUAUUGUGAUACUCAUCUAGAGCCACAUUACAAGAACGAAGACCUUGGGCGCCAUCUUCUGAUCAGCGUGGUGAAGAACCUGGAGGACUCUGUGUGCAGACUGCAUGGAAAGCAAUUAGACAGGUUCUGCAGGAGCGAUCGAACAUGCAUUUGUGCCAAGUGUGCACAGACAGAACACAGGGGCCAUCACAUUAUUUCUGUCAACAAGGAAGCUGCAAAGAAGAAGGUAAAACUAAAAAGGAUUAGAGUGAAAAUUCAGCAAGCAGUUCAGGAGAGACUGAGUAAAGUUGAGAAAUUCAAGCGCCCUGUAAACAUAAGUGGACAAAAUCAGAAAGAAGCAUGGGCACAAAACAAAGAGCUCAUCAAACAGCUAGAAGAGGAAAUCUCUGAGCUACAGAGGAGAAACACCGAUCUGGAGCAGCUCUCACAGAAUGAAGACAACCUCAACUUCCUACAGGUCACAAAGAUAUCUGUUCAUUCCAAACACAUUUUCUACCAUCUACUGGACGGCAAGAUGGCGUUAGUCUCAAGCCCUGGAAGAAAAAACAGCCAUGUCUUCAAUAUGACCUCUCCUAGAGCAUUACCCAGUGACCCCAUUGAGAAGAAUCUGACAUGCUCAAUCUGCAUGGAUGUUUUUGUGGAUCCUGUCACUACAGAUUGUGGCCAUUCCUUCUGUAAUAAAUGUCUGAAUAUCCACUUUAGUUACAAUGAUAAGAUGUGCCCUCUAUGCAAGAAGUACCUGAACAAAGCUCCAGGUGUGAACAUCGUCCUGAGAAACAUUGUCCAACAGUUUAAAAAGACCCCAGAGAAAAAUGAUGAUGAGUUCACUGGGGCACCUCGUGAGGUCGCCUGCGACAUUUGCACGGAACCAAAGCUAAAGGCCAAGAAAUCCUGCCUUGUGUGUCUUGCCUCGUACUGUUCGACUCACCUGAAAAAUCAUUUAUCAAGUGAAAGGCUGAAGGGUCACAAGUUGGUUGAACCUGUGGACGACCUCGAUGAGAGGGCCUGUCUGACUCAUGGCCGCCCCCUGGAGCUGUACAGCAAAAGGCAGCAGAAAUGCAUUUGUGUACGCUGUAUGAAGGAAGGUCAGGAGGAGGUUGUCUCCACUGAAGAUGAAUGGGACAGGAAGAAGACUAUACUCGCAAGCACUAAGACAGCAUUACAACAGAAAAUUAAGAAGAGAAUGACGAAGAUCGAGGAGAUUGAUAUGUCUCGACAGAGCUGCAAGGGACACCUGGAGGAUGAGUGGUGGGAAAUUGACAGUGUGUUCACAGCUGUGCUUGCCAUGGUGGAGGAAGCCCAUGCAACAGCUCUUCAGCCACUGAAGGAAAGGAUGCUGGUUUUGGAGCAAGAGGCAAAAGAACUCACAAACGAGUUGGAAACAGAGGUCAACAGACUCGAGAGGGCGAUCUCUGAGCUUGAUGAUAUAUCUGUGCUCGAGGAUCACAUCCUUUUUCUGCAGAGAUACCCAUCUCUACAAGAUAUGGACGACAUCAAAGACUGGACCAAUGUAGAGCUUGACACAACACUGUCUUUUGGCACCAUGAGAAAAACCACAAUAACCAUGAUGGAAAAAAUUCAAGAGAAACUGGAGAAGCUGUCCUCAAUUGAACUUAUGAGACUUCCAAAGUUUACAGUGGACGUAAAGCUUGACCCAGCCACCGCUCACAAGCGUCUUGUUGUUUCUGAUGAUGGGAAGGAAGUGAAAGACGCUGGCGAGGACCAAAUAGUAGAUGAUGCUCCAGAGAGGUUUGAUCGGUUUGGCAGUGUCCUGGGUCUCAACAGGUUGGCCUCUGGGAAGUCCUACUGGGAGGUGGAGGUCAUCAACAAGACCGGUUGGGAUGUUGGCGUAGCAAGAGGUGACGCAAACCGUAGGGGGAAACUCUCAAUCAAUCCAGAUAAUGGUUACUGGGUUGCCGUACAUUAUGAAGGGGGAAAGUACGCAGCCCUGACAGAUCCACCACUUCGUCUCACCCUGGAUGAGAAGCCUCAGAAGGUGGGGGUGUUUGUGGACUCCGAGGAAGGUCUUGUGUCCUUCUAUGAUGUUACGGCUCAAUCUCACAUCUACUCCUUUGCCGAGUGUUCAUUCACUGAUGAGCUCUUCCCAUAUUUCAGUCCACAUAAGAUAUCUGUUCAUUCCAAACACAUUUUCUACCAUCUACUGGACGGCAAGAUGGCGUUAGUCUCAAGCCCUGGAAGAAAAAACAGCCAUGUCUUCAAUAUGACCUCUCCUAGAGCAUCACCCAGUGACCCCAUUGAGAAAAAUCUGACAUGCUCAAUCUGCAUGGAUGUUUUUGUGGAUCCUGUCACUACAGAUUGUGGCCAUUCCUUCUGUAAUAAAUGUCUGAAUAUCCACUUUAGUUACAAUGAUAGGAUGUGCCCUCUAUGCAAGAAGUACCUGAACAAAGCUCCAGGUGUGAACAUCGUCCUGAGAAACAUUGUCCAACAGUUUAAAAAGACCCCAGAGAAAAAUUAUGAUGAGUUCACUGGGGCACCUCGUGAGGUCGCCUGCGACAUUUGCACGGAACCAAAGCUAAAGGCCAAGAAGUCCUGCCUUGUGUGUCUUGCCUCAUACUGUUCGACUCACCUGAAAAAUCAUUUAUCAAGUGAAAGGCUGAAGGGUCACAAGUUGGUUGAACCUGUGGACGACCUCGAUGAGAGGGCCUGUCUGACUCAUGGCCGCCCCCUGGAGCUGUACAGCAAAAGGCAGCAGAAAUGCAUUUGUGUACGCUGUAUGAAGGAAGGUCAGGAGGAGGUUGUCUCCACUGAAGAUGAAUGGGACAGGAAGAAGACUAUGCUCGCAAGCACUAAGACAGCAUUACAAGAGAAAAUUAAGAAGAGAAUGACGAAGAUCGAGGAGAUUGAUAUGUCUCGACAGAGCUGCAAGGGACACCUGGAGGAUGAGUGGUGGGAAAUUGACAGUGUGUUCACAGCUGUGCUUGCCAUGGUGGAGGAAGCCCAUGCAACAGCUCUUCAGCCACUGAAGGAAAGGAGGCUGGUUUUGGAGCAAGAGGCAAAAGAACUCACAAACGAGUUGGAAACAGAGGUCAACAGACUCGAGAGGGCGAUCUCUGAGCUUGAUGAUAUAUCUGUGCUCGAGGAUCACAUCCUUUUUCUGCAGAGAUACCCAUCUCUACAAGAUAUGGACGACAUCAAAGACUGGACCAAUGUAGAGCUUGACACAACACUGUCUUUUGGCACCAUGAGAAAAACCACAAUAACCAUGAUGGAAAAAAUUCAAGAGAAACUGGAGAAGCUGUCCUCAAUUGAACUUAUGAGACUUCCAAAGUUUACAGUGGACGUAAAGCUUGACCCAGCCACCGCUCACAAGCGUCUUGUUGUUUCUGAUGAUGGGAAGGAAGUGAAAGACGCUGGCGAGGACCAAAUAGUAGAUGAUGCUCCAGAGAGGUUUGAUCGGUUUGGCAGUGUCCUGGGUCUCAACAGGUUGGCCUCUGGGAAGUCCUACUGGGAGGUGGAGGUCAUCAACAAGACCGGUUGGGAUGUUGGCGUAGCAAGAGGUGACGCAAACCGUAGGGGGAAACUCUCAAUCAAUCCAGAUAAUGGUUACUGGGUUGCCGUACAUUAUGAAGGGGGAAAGUACGCAGCCCUGACAGAUCCACCACUUCGUCUCACCCUGGAUGAGAAGCCUCAGAAGGUGGGGGUGUUUGUGGACUCCGAGGAAGGUCUUGUGUCCUUCUAUGAUGUUACGGCUCAAUCUCACAUCUACUCCUUUGCCGAGUGUUCAUUCACUGAUGAGCUCUUCCCAUAUUUCAGUCCACAUGUAAAACAAAAUGAUGUGAACUCUGAUCCUCUGAUUAAGAUCUCUGUUCAUUCCAAACACAUUUUCUACCAUCUACUGGACGGCAAAAUGGCGUUAGUCUCAAGCCCUGGAAGAAAAAACAGCCAUGUCUUCAAUAUGGCCUCUCCUAGAGCAUCACCCAGUGACCCCAUUGAGAAGAAUCUGACAUGCUCAAUCUGCAUGGAUGUUUUUGUGGAUCCUGUCACGACAGAUUGUGGCCAUUCCUUCUGUAAUAAAUGUCUGAAUAUCCACUUUAGUUACAAUGAUAGGAUGUGCCCUCUAUGCAAGAAGUACCUGAACAAAGCUCCAGGUGUGAACAUCGUCCUGAAAACCAUUGUCCAACGGUUUAAAAAGACCCCAGAGAAAAAUGAUGAUGAGUUCACUGGGGCACCUGGUGAGGUCGCCUGCGACAUUUGCACGGAACCAAAGCUAAAGGCCAAGAAGUCCUGCCUUGUGUGUCUUGCCUCAUACUGUUCGACUCACCUGAAAAAUCAUUUAUCAAGUGAAAGGCUGAAGGGUCACAAGUUGGUUGAACCUGUGGACGAGCUCGAUGAGAGGGCCUGUCUGACUCAUGGCCGCUCCCUGGUGCUGUACAGCAAAAGGCAGCAGAAAUGCAUUUGUGUACGCUGUAUGAAGGAAGGUCAGGAGGAGGUUGUCUCCACUGAAGAUGAAUGGGACAGGAAGAAGACUAUGCUUGCAAGCACUAAGACAGCAUUACAAGAGAAAAUUAAGAAGAGAAUGACGAAGAUCGAAGAGAUUGAUAUGUCUCGACAGAGCUGCAAGGGACACCUGGAGGAUGAGUGGUGGGAAAUUGACAGUGUGUUCACAGCUGUGCUUGCCAUGGUGGAGGAAGCCCAUGCAACAGCUCUUCAGCCACUGAAGGAAAGGAGGCUGGUUUUGGAGCAAGAGGCAAAAGAACUCACAAACGAGUUGGAAACAGAGGUCAACAGACUCGAGAGGGUGAUCUCUGAGCUUGAUGAUAUAUCUGUGCUCGAGGAUCACAUCCUUUUUCUGCAGAGAUACCCAUCUCUACAAGAUAUGGACGACAUCAAAGACUGGACCAAUGUAGAGCUUGACACAACACUGUCUUUUGGCACCAUGAGAAAAACCACAACAACCAUGAUGGAAAAAAUUCAAGAGAAACUGGAGAAGCUGUCCUCAAUUGAUCUCCGAAAUGUUUCCCAAUUUGUUCUUGCAGUGGACGUAAAGCUUGACCCAGCCACCGCUCACAAGCGUCUUGUUGUUUCUGAUGAUGGGAAGGAAGUGAAAGACGCUGGCGAGGACCAAAUAGUAGAUGAUGCUCCAGAGAGGUUUGAUCGGUUUGGCAGUGUCCUGGGUCUCAAUGGGUUGGCCUCUGGGAAGACAUACUGGGAGGUGGAGGUCAUCAACAAGACCGGUUGGGAUGUUGGCGUAGCAAGAGGUGACGCAAACCGUAGGGGGAAACUCUCAAUCAAUCCAGAUAAUGGUUACUGGGUUGCCGUACAUUAUGAAGGGGGAAAGUACGCAGCCCUGACAGAUCCACCACUUCAUCUCACCCUGGAUGAGAAGCCUCAGAAGGUGGGGGUGUUUGUGGACUCCGAGGAAGGUCUUGUGUCCUUCUAUGAUGUUACGGCUCAAUCUCACAUCUACUCCUUUGCCGAGUGUUCAUUCACUGAUGAGCUCUUCCCAUAUUUAAAUCCACAUGUAAAACAAGAUGGUAUGAACUCUGAUCCUCUGAUUAUCUCUUAA
Scomber scombrus (Atlantic mackerel) is the source of this 6008-nucleotide messenger RNA. RefSeq lists its product as uncharacterized. Gene Ontology annotation, molecular function: protein binding; zinc ion binding. The coding region runs from base 186 to 6008 and encodes 1940 amino acids. The transcript is spliced from 23 exons. Lineage: Eukaryota; Metazoa; Chordata; Actinopteri; Scombriformes; Scombridae. The record is from RefSeq and is a predicted model, not a curated record.